AUGUCAUGGGACGGAGGAAUCACGCCCAAUGGCACAGAAGGACAGAACUUCUACAUCCCUAUGUCCAACAGGACUGGGAUCGUUAGAAAUCCUUUUGAGUACACCCAGUAUUAUAUGGUAGAUCCAAUAACCUACAAGAUUCUGGCUUUCUACAUGUUCUUCCUGAUCUGCACUGGAACUCCCAUCAACGGUCUGACAUUCCAGAACAAGAAGCUCCAGACACCUCUCAACUACAUCCUGGUGAACCUGGCAGUGGCUGGGCUCAUCAUGUGCGCAUUCGGUUUCACCAUCACUAUGACAUCUGCCCUCAAUGGAUACUUCAUUCUUGGACCAAGAUUCUGUGCCAUGGAGGGAUUCAUGGCUACACUGGGAGGUGAAAUUUCUCUCUGGUCACUGGUAGUGCUGGCUGUUGAGAGAUACAUUGUUGUCUGCAAACCCAUGGGAAGCUUUAAGUUCAGUGGAACUCAUGCAGCAGCUGGAGUUGUUUUCACCUGGAUUAUGGCCUUCUCAUGCGCUGGACCCCCAUUGUUUGGCUGGUCCAGGUACCUCCCUGAAGGCAUGCAGUGCUCCUGUGGACCAGACUACUACACUCUAGCUCCAGGUUACAACAAUGAAUCAUUUGUCAUCUACAUGUACAUAGUUCACUUCUUCAUCCCUGUGACCGUAAUUUUCUUCUCAUAUGGAAGCCUUGUGCUGACUGUCAAAGCUGCUGCAGCUCAGCAGCAGGAGUCAGAAUCUACCCAGAAGGCUGAGAGGGAAGUCACACGUAUGUGCGUCCUGAUGGUCUUUGGCUACCUGGUAGCUUGGAUGCCAUAUACAACCUUCGCUGCUUGGAUCUUCCUCAAUAAGGGCGCUUCUUUCUCACCCUUGACAGCAGCUCUCCCUGCCUUCCUUGCAAAGAGCUCAGCCUUGUACAACCCUAUCAUCUAUGUGGUGUUUAACAAACAGUUCCGUACCUGCAUGAUGAGUGCCAUUGGCAUGGGUGGCGCAGUUGAUGAUGAGAGCUCAGUAUCUGCCAGCAAGACAGAAGUCUCCUCUGUAUCUCAAGGAUAAUAACCUUACCGCUUUGGACAUCCUCAUUGCUGGUGUCUUCCUGAGUCUGGAUGGCCGUCUUCAGCCUCUUAAUGAUGAUGACUGGAUUGAGUCUCUGGACAUUUUCUUUACUUGCUGCUUCCAGAUUUGAAAAAAUACUUUUCAAAUAUGGAUUCAUGGCUUUGACGGACUCUGGACUGAACACACUGAGGAAUUCUAUCUGAUUUGUAAAUAUAUAUAUGUGUGAAAAGAGCAUUUGCUGUGAAGGUUAUAUCAUGCGCAGCAUUUGUCCAUGUGUGUGUGUGAGAGAUAAUAUGAGUGUGUGAGACAACUGCAACCAACUGUACAGCAUUUGAUGGCAACCCAACCCUUAUCAUAGCAACAGUA
This is a messenger RNA of Notolabrus celidotus (New Zealand spotty), 1419 nucleotides long. RefSeq names its product green-sensitive opsin-like. Gene Ontology annotation, cellular component: membrane; photoreceptor outer segment. Gene Ontology annotation, molecular function: G protein-coupled receptor activity. The record is from RefSeq and is a predicted model, not a curated record. Gene Ontology annotation, biological process: phototransduction; G protein-coupled receptor signaling pathway; visual perception. Lineage: Eukaryota; Metazoa; Chordata; Actinopteri; Labriformes; Labridae.